Messenger RNA from Radiomyces spectabilis, 852 nucleotides. RefSeq lists its product as uncharacterized. The annotation marks the transcript as partial. The transcript is spliced from 2 exons. The record is from RefSeq and is a predicted model, not a curated record. Lineage: Eukaryota; Fungi; Mucoromycota; Mucoromycetes; Mucorales; Radiomycetaceae.
CAUUUACGAAAGGUAGAACAACAACUCGCGGAUACCCAAGCUACCUUCGAACAACACAAGCGUCAAUCCCAGCAAACAAUAGAGAACUUGGAAAAGCGGUUCCGUGACCAAAUGCAGCAGGUGCAGAACGGUAGCGACGAUGCGGCACAAGCAUGGUUGGAGAAACAUCGUGGAGCUCAGCAGGAAGUGAAUCGGCUUCACGAUGCGUUGCAACGGCUGGAGCAAGACCAUCUUUUGGAUCUUGAACAAUUGAAAGAAACGCAUCAACAGGAACUGGAAUCAUGGCAAGAGAAAUGUGAAGCAAAGGAACAAUUGAUGAAUGGACUUUCUGAACAAAUCGAAUUGUUGCAGUCCAAGGUCGAAACCUUGCAAACAUCGUUGGAAGAAGCCACCAUUCGUCUAGAACAGCAUACGUCGUCCUCCACACGGACCAGUCGUGAAGGUUCACCGAAAGGAUCCGUCGCGACCGCGAAUGACGAUGCUAAGCUGCAUCAACAGUGCGAAGCACGCUUGCGAGCACGACAGCAAGAAAUAGAUGAACUGCAAGCUAGAAUUGUAGUGUUGAAAGAAUCCCAUGAGCAGCAACUCAAUCGGUUGGUCCAGGAAAAAGCUCGCGAACUGCAAGAAUUACAAAAAGAAUUUAGUGUGUUGACAGAAACACAACAAAAAGAUACCACACAAUACGAGGAAAGAUUGCUUUCUAUUGUGCAACAACACAGCAAAGAGAUCACCGUGCUGCAUGAACAAUACCAAAUAUUGAUCGAUAAGAAAGACCGUGAAUUGGAAGACUACGCAUACCGAGUCAAGGCACUUGCAGCGCAACGACAAAAGGAGAUGGAUAAAUUGCGUACA